AUGGCUUCGAAGGAACAACAUAAAGACGUUGGUGUUCAGGAAAUUACGGUGUCUGACUCCGAUCAGACUUACCCUGAAUAUCACCCUCACGACAUCGAAGACCUUGCAGAACCUCCUGCAUUUGAUGACUCGCUCCUCUCUAAGCUAGGAAACAUUAAAAGGAUUUUCAAAAAGAGGGAGGAUGGUCAUUUGAUUGCAACGAGAAGAUCCUGCUUUGAGGAUCCCGAUUUUGAGGUGGUGAAACAGUAUUAUCCUCCAAAAACAUACGAGAACUAUCGUGCGUUCGAUCCAUCCUUUAGAUGGACAUUUGAUGAGGAGCGAAAACUGACCAGGAAGAUUGAUUUCCGUAUUCUUACUAUGGUGUGCGCUCUAUUUUUUGCCCUCAACCUUGACAGAGGAAAUCUGAGCUCUGCAGUCGCAGGUGGAUUAUUGAAGGAUAUUGGAUUGAGUACAGAUGACUACAACAAUGGAAACAGUCUUCGUUCGGUUGGUUUCAUUAUUUCUGAAAUUCCCUCCCAGCUCAUUGGAAAACGGUUUGGCCCAGAUUGGUGGAUUCCCAUUCAAGUUUCUGUCUGGAGUUUGAUAGCCUUAUUCCAAUUUUUUAUAUCAGGAACGAAAUCUUACUUGGCCACCAGAUUCCUACUGGGUAUUGCACAGGGUGGAUUUAUUGCAGAUGCCGUGCAAUAUUUGUCUUACUUUUACACAAGAGAACAAAUGGGAUUUCGUUUGUCUCUAUUUUGGCUCACUGAUGCUCUCUCUGGGAUUAUCAGUAACCUUCUUGCUAUCGCUUUCUUGAAAGUUGACCUUCACGGAAAAGAAGGCUGGAGGUGGCUUUUCUUGUUUGAUGGUCUGAUCACGUUGGCAUUCGGAAUUGGAUCCUUUUUCUUUAUGGUUCCUGGUCCAACCCAAACGAAAACGAAAUUAAACCCUAAUGGAAUCUUCACCGAGUCAGAAGAGAAAAUUAUAACCAACAGAUUGCUUCGAGAUGACCCCUCUAAGUCUGACAUGCAUAACAGAGAGGCAAUCACAUUCAAACAAUUUCUGAAAAGUCUUGCGGACUUUGAUCUAUGGCCUCUUAUGAUUGUGUCGUUCAUGUUCGAGAUUCCACAAAAUCCAAUCAAGGCUUAUUUGAAUAUUAACCUGAAAGCCCUCGGAUUUGGAAGGGACUCGAUCAUAUAUUUGAACAUUCCAAUUGAGGUGAUGACCAGUAUCAUGAUUGUUUUGAUCACUCUCUUAUCUGAGGUUCUUGAUGAAAGAUCACUUGUUUGUUCGUUGCAGCAGAUCUGGAUCUUGAUUGUUGUCAUUGUUGAGUAUGUGCACGUUGAUACGUUGAGUCACUGGGCACAAUAUGCAAUCAUGUUUUUUGCAAUUGGAAAUCCAUCUGCACAAGCAAUUAUUGUUUCAUGGUGUUCUCGAGUGUCAUAUUCGGUCAGAACGAGAGCCAUUUCUGCCCCUAUGUCAAAUAUCGGUAUUCAGUUGGCCGGAAUUGCAGGAAGUUAUAUAUACAGAAGUGACGAUUCGCCAAAAUACCGCCGUGGUAACAGGGUCAUCAUUGGUAUUUGCUGCCUCAAUACUGUUCUAUUUGUCCUCACGAAGUUAUACUAUAUUUCCAGAAACAAUUACAAAAGGUCCAAAUGGAACGAAUUGUCAAAACUUGAGAAAGAGGAGUAUCUUUCUGCCCACCGAAAUGAUGGUAACAAGCGGUUGGAUUAUUUAUUUGAACAUUAA
This is a messenger RNA of Ogataea philodendri, 1728 nucleotides long. RefSeq lists its product as uncharacterized. Gene Ontology annotation, cellular component: membrane. The transcript has a single exon. The record is from RefSeq and is a predicted model, not a curated record. Gene Ontology annotation, biological process: transmembrane transport. Gene Ontology annotation, molecular function: transmembrane transporter activity. NCBI's taxonomy places the organism in Eukaryota, Fungi, Ascomycota, Pichiomycetes, Pichiales, Pichiaceae. The coding region runs from base 1 to 1728 and encodes 575 amino acids.